AUGGGGUGGCCAGAUCUUCCAGUUUUUCUUGCGCAGUCGCUGAUUGUCGCUGGUGCCACGCCUCUGGUUCUCCAUUUCGUGGUUGACAAGGUUGAAGGCUCCGUGAUGAACGUGAUGCACAAGAUGGAAGGCUCCACAGGCUCUGACUGGAUCCGUGGAGAAGAUGCUGGCAAAGACGAUCGAAGGCGCUUCGUCACUAGGGCGCUCGCACAGAGCAAUGCUUGCGCCAAGGAAAACAUUGCUACUGUGAGAGAGCACACCUCAAUGGUCCCGCCAGCGACCUCACCAGGGAUGCAGCCAGCUAAGGCUACGUCUGGAGCUACUGCUGAUCCUGUGGAGAUUCCAGCUGAAGCUACUCCUCGAAGCGUGCAAAGCCUGGACGAAUGUCGUCUUAUGAUCGGUAUAAUAAAUCGAAUGAGAUUGGAGCUUAUGAUGCUUGUCUUUCCUUUGGUUCAUUCGUCGGCUGGUUUGCGGGAGCUUCUUGCGAGCCACCCCAAGUGUAGGAGAUGUGGAAACUGUGAGUCGUGCCCGCUUUCUUCAAAUGUUUAUUCUGUUUCCAAGCUUGACUACACAUCAAGCUCUUGCAGGCAAGACGAGAACGAUUUCUUCUUCAUGAGCUUGAAAGGUGUGGAAAUAAUUGUCGAAAAGCCUUUCAAAACAAUACGCUACCAAUGUUUUGUUCCAGCACAUCAAGGAACAGUCUCGUCCAGCAUCAGAUUGAACUGGACCCGGCUCUCCCCUGCGCCCCUCUCUCCAAUGGCGCGCAGGCCUUCCAUCUCCAUGGUAGCUAGCUCCUCUCAUAUCUUCCAUGUAAUCGGUGAUAUCCAGGGCGAUCGUUUCAUUCCCAACAGAGGAGCCAUGGACUUGGAUCUAGCGCAUUUUAAUCUGCUCCACGAAGCCAGGGAAAAUAGCCACACUCCAUCCGAGGUUGCAUCGCCUGUUAAGGAAGAUUACAGACGCAUCCUGGCCGAGAGUCUUCUAAGCUGCGAGACGGGGAGCCCCAAGAUCCUGGCCUUCACAAAGAAAAUCCCCUCGUUGAGCAUCCAGCGUUGUCUCGACACAGAGUUGGACAUCUUGCCUUCUUCCAAAAAACCACAUCGACACAUAUGCCAGACUCCUGAGAGAAUCCUGGAUGCCCCCGAGAUCGUGGACGACUACUACCUCAACUUACUGGACUGGAGUUGCAACAACACAGUCGCCGUCGCUCUGGGUUCUGCCGUCUACCUGUGGGACGCCGACACCGGCGAGAGCUUCCAACUUAGCAAAUGCGAGGAGCACGACACGGUGACAAGCGUUGCAUGGUCCGACGAUGGAAGAUUGAUCGCAGUGGGACUGAGCAGCGCAUGCAUCCAACUCUGGCAUGCCACCAGCAGAAGCCAGAUUCGAACCUUUCGCGGUCACUCAUCACGAGUCUCGUCUCUGGCUUGGAAUGGAUCACUCCUGUCGUCCGGAAGCCGCGACCACAAGAUUAUAAACCACGAUGUGCGCGCUCGAGCACACAAGGCGUCAGUUCUCGCGGGACACUGCCAGGAGGUGUGUGGCUUGAAGUGGUCACCGUGCGGCCAGCAGCUGGCCAGCGGCGGCAACGACAAUCUCCUCCACAUCUGGGACGCGGCAGUGGCGUCCACGUUCGAUUCCAUCCAUCCCGGCUCCAGGUGUGCGUUCCGCUUCGACUGCCAUCGAGCUGCUGUCAAGGCACUCGCCUGGUGCCCGUUCCAGUCGCGCUUGCUGGCCUCGGGUGGUGGAACUGUGGAUCGAUGCAUCAAGUUUUGGAACACUCAAACCGGGACGUGUCUCAGCAGCAUCGAUACCUUGUCCCAGGUGUGUGCUCUACAGUGGAGCAGGCAUCAAAAGGAGAUUCUCAGCAGCCAUGGCUACAGCCUCAACCAGCUGUGUGUGUGGAAGUAUCCGUCGAUGAUCAGGAUUGCCGAGCUCCGGGGCCAUACUGCUCGAGUGAUCCAUUUGGCACAGAGCCCGGAGGGAACUACCGUUGCAUCUGCGGCCGCGGACGAGACGCUGCGCUUCUGGAGGGUGUUUGGAUCGCCCAACAAGAAAUGCGGCAGCGACAUGAAACCCAGUGGCCUCUCCAGAAGCGCUAGUAGCAUUCGAUGA
Messenger RNA from Selaginella moellendorffii, 2112 nucleotides. Its product is annotated as cell division cycle 20.2, cofactor of APC complex. Gene Ontology annotation, molecular function: protein binding; ubiquitin ligase activator activity; anaphase-promoting complex binding. Gene Ontology annotation, biological process: positive regulation of anaphase-promoting complex-dependent catabolic process; positive regulation of ubiquitin protein ligase activity; anaphase-promoting complex-dependent catabolic process. The record is from RefSeq and is a predicted model, not a curated record. Lineage: Eukaryota; Viridiplantae; Streptophyta; Lycopodiopsida; Selaginellales; Selaginellaceae. The transcript is spliced from 10 exons. Gene Ontology annotation, cellular component: anaphase-promoting complex. The coding region runs from base 1 to 2112 and encodes 703 amino acids.